Molecule: messenger RNA, 1442 nt
Organism: Stereum hirsutum FP-91666 SS1
Lineage: Eukaryota; Fungi; Basidiomycota; Agaricomycetes; Russulales; Stereaceae
Exons: 10
Coding region: 48-1082 (344 amino acids)
Source: RefSeq, a predicted model, not a curated record
ACGAUCUCUCUUUUCACGCAUCGUAAGUCACCCGACUCCUCCCCAAGAUGUCUGGAAUGGUAGUGGUCAAUCAAAUCGCCGCUGAGUCGGUCAGCGGUGGGGAUGAGACGUUGGCAGCGACCAUUGCUACAGCUCUGGGACUGCUUCACGUUCUCCAAGUCUACACCUCGUGCAUGGUUGCUAUUGCUGUUUGGGAAUGGCUGGCGUGCCUUAAGAUGGAAUGGGAACGCAUAUGGAAACGAAAGUGGACGCUGGUCAAGUUCCUGUACCUAUGGACACGGUACUAUGGUCUUGCCUGUUUUGCCGUCAAUCUGUGGCUCUUCAACGCUAACUUUACAGCUGAACAAUGCAAGCCUUUACAUUACAUCAUUGCGGCGUCGUGUAUGUGGACUCAACUGGGAUCAGAGGCCAUUCUGGCCGUGCGUACGUGGGCCUUCAUGGCUAAGUCGAAUGUGGUCGCCAUCUUCCUCAUUACCGGACUGGUCGGUGAGACAGCAUACCUGCUUUACGUCUCUAUCGCUGGCGUACACCAGACCGAGCUUGUCUUCGAUGGACCUUGUACUGCGAGUGAUGCUCCUGGGAAGCAUGUCGUGAUGGGCUUCUGGCUGGCACCUGUGGUGUUUGAUUUGAUAUGUACCGUCAUGACCAUAUACAAGGCUAUGAAGUCCUUGUCCAUGAUUCGCUCUCCUCUUUUGAUUGUUUUCAUUCGUGAGGGUUUGUUCUACUUCCUCGCUGUGAGCGCUGUCAACGUCCUGAACGCAGCUUUCAUGUUCCAAAGCAAUGCGAACAUUCAAAACAUCAACUCUUUCCUAGCUUUGGUCUUGGGACAGGUGCUAUGUUGCCGUCUGGUUCUCAAUCUCCGCGCACCUUCCCGCAAUGUAAUCACCAACUCCACCACAGGAGGGUCAUCCGUGGUUUCCCCUCGUCCCCGCCCUUCAGCAAGAGGCACAUCAUCGAUACCUCUCAGCGAUUUCUCUCGCAGCGACACGACUGCAGACGAUCACUACUACGGCUCAGUGAAGGUGCAAGUAGACGUGGAGACGGAUGCUCCGGACGGCGUCGUAAAAGGAGAUCACUUCUAAUUAUUUUUCAUGGUCUCCAUGCGAUAUAGACAUGGGAGGUGAUCUUCAUCGGUGAUUUUCGUACCUGGUGGUAUUCAUGUUGAGUUCUUGUACAUCCAUUCUUUCUGCUAUCCCUCGCUUUCUGGUCUGCACUGCCUCUCCUUUCUGGAUCAUUUUGUGGAAUAUUUCUGCUACAUCUUGCACGAGCACACCAGUCGCCCUCACGGUAUCGUGCCCACUUUCUCGCGUCUUCUAUCGCAAAAGCGUCGCCCUAUUAUGCCGCCGUCCCAUUUCAAUACAUACAUCUCUUCGUAUUAUGCCUUACGAUACCGUUGUAAUAUGUACACCAACGACGACCUGUUACGAGCGAGUCCCCAGGGC